Molecule: messenger RNA, 3942 nt
Organism: Rhineura floridana
Lineage: Eukaryota; Metazoa; Chordata; Lepidosauria; Squamata; Rhineuridae
Gene: NRG2
Product: neuregulin 2
Exons: 10
Coding region: 95-2269 (724 amino acids)
Biological process (GO): animal organ development; nervous system development; intracellular signal transduction
Molecular function (GO): signaling receptor binding
Source: RefSeq, a predicted model, not a curated record
CUGUGUCCCCGGAGCCGGGCCGGGGGCUGCUACAGGACGCGGCGGCGGCGGCGGGCCAGGCCCAGGAGGCUCUCGGGGCUCCGGCUGACUCGGCAUGAGGCGCGCUCCGACGGCGGCGCCCGGUUUCUCCAUGCUGCUCUUCGGCGUGUCGCUCGCCUGCUACUCGCCCAGCCUGCGCUCGGUGCAGGACCAGGCGUACUCGGCGGCCGUGGUGCUGGAGGGCAAGGUCCAGGCGCUGCCGGCCACCUCCCCGACGGCCUCGGCGGCGGCGGCGACAGGCAACGGGAGCCGGGAAGAGGCGCCGCCGCCCCCGGGCCUUCUGGUGAAGGUUCUGGACUUGUGGCCCCUCAACAGCGGCGGCCUCCAGCGGGAGCAGCUCAUCCGCGUGGGCUCCACGCCGGCGCCCUGCUUCAAAGUCAAGCGCAACCACCGCUACAUCUUCUUCCUGGAGCCCACCGAGCAGCCGCUGGUCUUCAAGACCUCCUUCGCCCCCCUGGACACCAGCGGCAAGAACCUCAAGAAGGACGUGGGCAGGAUCCUGUGCGCGGACUGCGCUGUUCGUCCAAAACUGAAGAAACUGAGAAGUGUAAAUGUGGAAGUGGGAGCAAAGCUUUCUUUGAAAUGUGAGGCAAGUGCUGGCAAUCCCCAGCCAUCCUAUAAAUGGUUCAAAGAUGGCAGAGAACUGAAAAAGAGCAAAGAUAUCCGGAUAAAAUAUGGAAAUGGAAAAAAAAUUUCCAGAUUGCAGUUCAAUAAAGUGAGAGUGGAAGAUGCAGGUGAAUAUAGUUGUGAAGCAGAGAAUGUGCUGGGCAAGGACACAGUCAAAGGAAGUCUCAAUGUGAGAAGUGUAACUACAACUCUCUCCUCUGGGCCUGGACAUACUAAACAAUGCAAUGAAACAGUCAAGUCCUAUUGUGUCAAUGGUGGUGUGUGCUACUACAUUGAGGGCAUAAAUCAGCUGUCCUGCAGAUGUCCAAAUGGAUUCUUCGGACAGAGAUGUUUGGAGAAACAGCCUUUGCGAUUGUACAUGCCAGAUCCUAAGCAAAAAGCUGAGGAGCUGUAUCAGAAGAGAGUUCUAACCAUAACUGGGAUUUGUGUGGCGUUGCUUGUUGUGGGAAUAGUGUGUGUGGUAGCUUACUGUAAAACCAAAAAACAGAGAAAUCAAAUGCAUAAUCAUUUGCGGCAAAAUAUGUGUCCAGCUCAUCAGAACAGGAACCUUGCAAAUGGCCCUAGCCACCCCAGACUGGAUCCUGAGGAAAUUCAGAUGGCUGAUUAUAUGUCCAAAAACGUUCUCGCUACUGAGCAUGUCAUACGAAGGGAAACAGAAACUACUUUUUCAGGGAGCCAUUCCUGCUCUCCAUCACAUCCGUGUUCCACAGGAACUCCAACUUCAAGCCAAAGACAUGAAAGCCACACUUGGAGCUUGGAACGGACAGAAAGCCUGACUUCAGAUUGUCAGUCUGGGAUCAUGUUGUCUUCAGUGGGAAGUAGCAAAUGCAACAGCCCGGCCUGUGUGGAGGCUCGUGCUCGGCGGGAAGCUGCAUAUGGCCCUGAGGAUCAGAGGAGGCCAAUGAUGCAAUACAGAGACUCCGUGGAUUCUCUCCGAGACUCACCACAUAGUGAGAGGUACGUGUCUGCCUUGACCACCCCAGCACGCCUGUCACCUGUUGACUUCCAUUGCUCAGCAUCAGCCCACAUGCCCACCUUUGAGAUCACUUCUCCUAAUUCAGCUCACACAGUCUCAGUGCCUCCUGCAGCAUCCAUUAGCUUCCAGGUGGAGGAGGAGCAGCCAUUGCUCAGAAGAUACCAGGUCCCUUCCCAAGAUAUACAGAGGUAUGAUAGUUACUACCAAAGAAGGAUCUACCUGAAUGAGAGCACAGGGAGCUUGCCCUCCAGUCCCUUCCACAUCGCAGAGGAUGAUGAAUAUGAGACAACGCAUGAGUACAUCACUGCACUAGAUCGGCCAAAGAGAACAGGCAGCAACAACAGACGGUGGAGAAAAUCUAAACUGAAUGGGCAUCUGUCACACAGGGGCAAAAUGCUUAGGGACUCCUUUUCAAUGAGCAGUGCCUCAUGCAGUGAAUCUGAUGAGGCAUUGGUGGCUGAGAGCACUCCUUUCUUAAGUAUUCAGAACACUGAGGACACAGAUUCACCCCCUCUGUAUCGUCUGGCUGAGAGCAGGACUUACUAUUCUUUUGACAGAUGCAGCGCACAAGGAGGCAGCCAACUAACACAUAAUACCAGAUCCAGCCAAGAUCCAGCACCACCGUAGAUGCCACGUAGACUGUUCCUCAUGCCCACUCCCAUGAACACAUCAGGACUGAGGAGGGGGGUUGAUAACAGAAAAGAGAAAUUUUUAUUUUAUAUAUAACAAAGGAAAAUAUGAAAUGUUUUAUUUUCAUUUUAGCAAUGAUGUCUUAUAAUAGCUAAUGGCAAAAACCUUUUUAUAAGGAAUCUCUAUAUGUAACAUCUUGACUUACAGCUUCUGAGAAAAGAAGAAAUCAACAAAAAAAUUAAAAAGAGAUGGGCCAAUUUUGACUACUUACAAAUCAUUUUAAAAUAUCGUUGUGCCUUUUGCUGUAUGCUAAUGCCAGAGUCCACACUGAAAAUUAUGUUUAAGCAUUCUUGAGAUCAUAGGCUUUAUGUUCAGGAGAACUUGUUAUGGAAUAUUUUAAUAGGCACUUUUCCAUUUGAACAACAACACCCUUUUAAAUUGCUUGGUAUCUGGAUGUUGGUAAUCUAGUGCUUUUAAAGUAUUGCACAUUCUCUCUCUCUCUCUCUCUCUCUCUCUCUCUCUCUCUCUCUCUCUCUCUCUCUCUCUCUCUGUCUCUCUCACUCACUCACUCACUCAUUCACACACAUACAUACACACGUAUCAGUGUACCUUUCCUUUCAGGGAAAAUAAUAUGUACUGGUAAUUUUGCUUUUUAUUGCAAGAUAGGUAGGAAGAGGAAAAAAUUACACAAUAGCAACAGUCUUUACAAUAUAUACCUUAUCCUGAACAGAUCUGUGAACAAACAAAUUCAGUAUUUCAAAUUAAUGUGGUUAAAUAAUUCUACUUCAGGUAAUGCUGAUUUAAAAAUCUGCUACAGCAUCUUUAUUGAAGACAAGCCCUAGCUAUUUCUUAGUGACUCUGAGCAACUGCUGUUCAUUUUUCAGAGCAAAAAAAUGCAGUUCAGAUGCUGGCUUGAUCAUAAAACCAAUACGAGCUCCACAGUGGAAGGUUUAGGACACAACAAGGUGGCGUUGAUGAGGUGUGGACACAUAUUUGACAAGCCCCAUGUGAGAUAAGAAUCUCUUGAAGUCCAUCACCCCAGUCACCACUGUUUCCUCCUCCUCUUUAUCACAAACAGUGUCAUUAGCAUCAUGCUAGUGCCUGCUGGCCCCAUGGAAAGAAACAUCAAAAGAAAUGCUUUGGAUUGGCAUCAGUGUGCCACAAUUUGUAAAGACAGCUGUUGUUGUAACGUUGCAGCGUUUCACAAUGACUUUCUUUUUUAAAAAAAGGAACAAGGCAUCAAGUCAUUAGCAACUCUGAGACAGCCUUGCUUGUACAGCUGGCAAGAAAAUGUCCAUGAAAGAGAGAGAACCCUUCCUUCUUUUCUUUCAGUUUCUUGUGUGGCCCUCUGGUUUACAUCAUAGCCUGCCUCUUUCUUUUUUUUAGUUUGACUUCUGCAUGUCCUUUGCAUUUCAGAUACUGUAGAUUGGAUGCAUGGAGAAGCUGUGACUGAGAAGAUAAAAUACAAUUGCCAGUGUAUUUCUUUUAACUUUUAGCAAUAAAGUACUUUAAACCCUUUGUUCCUCAUCCACAACAGGGUCCAAUAGAAACGCUGCUAAUUUGUCAUAAAGAUGAUUGUAAACAUUUGCUCUGGAUUGUUUGAAUGUCAGAACUCUUGACUGUUUAACACUUGAACUUUUUUUAAUAUUAUAAUAAAUGUAAGAAAUUAC